AUGACAACUUUUGAAGGCUUUGGAUUAUCCAAAGUUGUUUCAUCAGAAGAGACACAAAGUGGGCAAAAAUCAUUAGUCUAUAUUAAAAAUAAAAACAUUUUAAAUUGGUCAUUAGAAGAUGUAUGUAUUUGGUUAAAAUCAAAAGAUUUGGGAGUAUUGGUCGAUAGUUUUUCAAAGCUUAAAGUUGAUGGUAAUUUCUUAUUGGGUAUAAAUGAAGGUGAUUUAAAAAAAUUAGGUAUCACAUGUAUUCCUAGGGGUAAAAUAUUAAAAUUUGAAGAUGCACUCUCUGAACUAAAAAUGGGAUACUAUUCUUUAGUCACCUCAGAAACUCCAUCUUUGUUUGUAAAUGAUGAACAAACAUCUCCCCUUCUUGGAAUUGUAGAUUUUAAAGAGUAUAAUAGAACACUUAUUGGGCAAGGUGGUUUUGGUGAAGUUUAUAAAAUGGUACACAAAACCAAUGGCUCAACAAUGGCAAUGAAACAAAUACCAAUAUUAAAAAAUUCAAAGAUUUUUGAAGAAGUUAAAAUUUUAUCAAAACUAAAACAUGAUAAUAUUAUUAAAAUUCUUUCAUACCAAAAUGAUGAAAAUCAUUUAUCAAUUUUUUUUGAAUAUUUUCCAGAUUCAAUUUCCUCUGUAUAUAAAACAAAUGGUGCUUUUAAUGAGUCAAGAUGUAGAGCUAUUAUAACAGGUGUGUUAAAUGCAUUGGUUCAUAUUCAUAGUGAAAAAAUAGUACACAGAGAUCUUAAAGGAGAUAACAUUUUACUAAAAGGUAACCAUCCAUACAUAAUUGACUUUGGCUUAUCUCACAACUUUGAUAGAGAAUCACAUUCAACAUUUUAUAGCAAAGCUGGUACACACUUUUGGCAAUCGCCAGAGGUUAGAUUAAAUACUAUUGGUGAAUGUGGGAGAUCAAGUGAUAUUUGGAGUCUCGGUUGUACAAUCGUUGAAAUGUUAGUAGGUGGUAAUCCUUGGCAAAACAUUAAAGUUGAAGAUGGGUACCACCCACCAAUUCCACCAAAUUUAUCAGUAAAUUUAAGAGAUUUUUUAAAUGCUUGUUUUUUAAUAUCACCUGAAUUCAGACCAUCUGCUAAAAAGCUGCUCAACCACCCAUGGAUUCAAGGUAAACCAGAUCUCUUAAAAGAAAUAACAAAACAAGAAAUUAUAACAUCAAGUACACUUCUUAUUGAAUAUAUAUCGAAAGGUGCAUGCUUUUUUAUAAAUCAAGCUAAGAAGGACAUUCUCCCUUUUGAACCAAUUGUAUAUUCUCAAUCAAUUGAAUACAAAAAGAAUUUAGAAGAACACCAACAAUAUGUAUCCCAAUUGGGUCAAGCAAAAAGUGAUGAAAUCUUAAAAACGUUUUAUAUAAAAGUGGAACAAAAGAAAUAUAUCAAAACCAGAUUUUACAAGAAGAUUGCAAAAUUAAGAUGGGAAGAAGUUUGGAAUAAAAUCGAAGUUAUGAGAAAAGAAAAUAUAGCGCCGGUAGAUACAUUAGGGGCAGAGUCAUUCAAUAUCGAAGAGAUUGAACCAAAAGAAAGAAGAUUUCAUAUAUUGGUUGGAUGUUUAUUGUCAUCACAAACUAAAGAUCAAGUUACACAUGCAGCAAUGGUCAGAUUAAAAGAAUAUGGAUUAAAUGUCGAAACGGUUUUAAAAACACCAAACGAAAAAUUAGAGACUCUUAUUCACCCAGUUGGAUUUUAUAGAAGGAAAGCGGUUUAUCUAAAGAGUAUUGCAGAAAUUUUAAAAGAAAAGUAUAAUGGAGAUAUACCACCAACAUUCAAAGAGAUCGAAGCAUUACCAGGUAUAGGCCCGAAAAUGACAAAUUUAAUCGUUCAAAUUGCAUGGGGUAGAGUAGAAGGAAUCGCUGUCGAUGUACAUAUGCACAGAAUCUGUAAUCGAUUGGGAUGGGUUAAAACCAAUACACCAGAGGAAACAAUGAGACAAUUGGAGUCUUGGUUACCAAGAGAAAAGUGGGGUCAAGUUAACCAUUUGUUGGUUGGUUUCGGCCAAACUAUUUGCGAUCCAGUCAGACCCAAGUGUUCAUCAUGCACAGUUAAUAACCUUUGCCCAGUUGGCAUCAAAGAAAUGAAAUCUUUAAAUAAACAAGAAGAAAAAAAAAAAAAAAAAUUAAAAUAA
Dictyostelium purpureum is the source of this 2133-nucleotide messenger RNA. RefSeq lists its product as uncharacterized. Gene Ontology annotation, biological process: protein phosphorylation; base-excision repair; base-excision repair, AP site formation. The transcript has 4 exons. Gene Ontology annotation, molecular function: ATP binding; DNA-(apurinic or apyrimidinic site) endonuclease activity; oxidized pyrimidine nucleobase lesion DNA N-glycosylase activity. The record is from RefSeq and is a predicted model, not a curated record. Gene Ontology annotation, cellular component: nucleus. NCBI's taxonomy places the organism in Eukaryota, Evosea, Eumycetozoa, Dictyosteliales, Dictyosteliaceae. The coding region runs from base 1 to 2133 and encodes 710 amino acids.